Messenger RNA from Vicia villosa (hairy vetch), 2220 nucleotides. Its product is annotated as zinc finger BED domain-containing protein RICESLEEPER 2-like. The coding region runs from base 1 to 2220 and encodes 739 amino acids. The transcript is spliced from 7 exons. NCBI's taxonomy places the organism in Eukaryota, Viridiplantae, Streptophyta, Magnoliopsida, Fabales, Fabaceae. The record is from RefSeq and is a predicted model, not a curated record. Gene Ontology annotation, molecular function: DNA binding; protein dimerization activity.
AUGGGACGUGAAGAUGACACAUGCACCAUUUAUAUUGAACACCCUCCUUUAACGGAGAGAUCCAAAAUGCCUUUAAAGGUGAAUUGGGUUAUACCUCAUGAUUAUAGAGGGCUGUAUUUGGGAAUGCGGAUCCGAGAUCCGGACCGGGAUCCGGACUGGUGGAACUGGUCCAAUGGACCGACCGAAAUAGUGAAUGGGAUGGAGACAACGGAUGGAGGUAAUUUAGAGCUUGGUGAGAUGAUGGAUAUGGAGGUUCCAGUUCCGAGUGAUACAACUACUCAAACCAACCCCACUGAUGAUACUACUACUCAGACCCCCACUCAAAAUACUACAAACACAAACACUGAUGCUUCAACCCCUCAAGUUGCCCAAGCUCAGAGUUCCCAGAGUCCAGAUGGCAUUAAGAAGUGGAAGUGCAGAUGGUGUGGAAAGCUUUACACAUAUGAUGCAAAGUGGAAGAGUACCUCUAAUGGUAAGAAACAUUUAGAUGCCUGUAUUCAGAGAAGGAUAAUGUUGAAAGGAAAUAAUGAGAAAGAGUUUGCUCAAUCUAGAUUAAACAUAGGUGAUAAUACUCCUAGUUUAGCUACUUGGACAUAUAAUCAUGCUAGGGUUAGAGAAAUUGCAGCACACAUGAUUCUAGGUCAUGAAUUUCCUUUUUCUGUUAUGGAAGGUGUUAUUUUUAAUGAGUUUCUAAAAGAGAUUUAUCCAUGGUGCAAAAAUAUUACUAGGCAACAGGUUAUGUUUGAUUGUGAGACAUUUUAUGAGGCUGAGAGAAUUAAAAUGAAAAGGUCUAUGGCUUUGAUUAACAGGGUCAGUCUCACCACUGACUUGCAGUGGUCUGGUGAACAGAGGAUAGGCUAUAUGACCGUGACUGGUCAUUUCAUUGAUUCAAAAUGGCAGCUUCAUAAAAGAGUUUUAUCUUUUAAGAAUGUGCCAUCACCAUAUUCUGGAGAGGUUUUGUGCAGGGUACUGAUAAAGGUAAUGGAUGAUUGGGGAAUAAGGGAUAAGGUAGCAUCUAUUUCUGUUGAUAAUACCAGUGCCAAUGAUAAAUGCAUUGCUAGGUUGAAGAGAGAUUAUUCUGGUAGGAGAAAUUUACCCUUAGAUGGUAAGUUAUUUCAUGUAAGGUGUUGUGCACACAUCUUAAAUUUGUUGGUGCAGGAUGGGCUUAAUAUGAUUAAGGUGUAUGUUGAUAAGAUAAGAAAUGGUGUCAAAUACUUGCUUAAUUCUGAAACAAGAUGCAAAUCAUUCAAAAAGAUUGUUGAUGAGUUGCAACUUGAAGGCAGAAUGCAAGUGUUGGAUACAAAGACUAGGUGGAACUCAACUUGGUUGAUGUUGUCUACUGCAUACCAUUACAGAGAAGUGUGGCCUAGAUAUGCUGAGGAAAAUGGUGCAUUUCUCAGUUUUUUGCCUGAUGCAAAUGAUUGGGAAGAUGUUCAUGAUAUUUGCAAGUUUUUGGAGGUUUUUGCUGAUGUGACAUCAAUUAUUAGUGGCACAUCUUACCCUACUGCUAAUCUGUUUUUGUCUGAGCUUUACAGAGUGAAGGUUUUACUUAAUAAUCCUUCAAGUAUCUCACAUAAUCCUCAGUUGCAGGCCCUUGCUAGUGAAGUGAAGUUGAAAUAUGACAAAUAUUGGUCAGAGUCUAAUACAUUGAUUUCGAUUGGUGCAGUUCUUGAUCCAAGUUGCCUUGCUGCUGGUUGUGGUUUAAUAGCCUAUGAUGGAACCAAUGAUGCAACUACCCAUACUGCUGCAUCUGAAUCUCCAGAAGUAGGAUCUACUUCUGGAUUGGGAAGGAGGAACUUUGAAAUGUUUUUAGAAACUGUUGUGGGUAAUAAUUUCAAAACUGAUCUUGAAUUAUAUUUUGAGGAGUCUCCUUUGAAAGUUCUCCCUAAUGCUAAAUUUGAUGUUUUAACUUGGUGGGUGGGAAAUGAAGCCAAAUAUCCUGUUCUUAGUAAAUUGGCAAAGGAUAUCCUAACUGUUCCAGUUACUACUGUUGCUUUAGAAGCAACUUUUAGUGCUGGGAAAAGGAUUAUUAAUCCGAAAAGAUCUUCUAUGAAAACUAAGACAGUUGAAAUGGUGCUUUGUGGAGGUGAUUGGGUGAAGGAGAAAUAUGGAAUAAAGAAGGGGUGCACUGCUUCUAUUCUUGAGGAACCACAAGAUGAACCUUUGACAUAUCAUUUUGAUGAAGAUUUGGGUGUUUCAUCUACUGCUGCUGCAACUUGA